This is a messenger RNA of Onychomys torridus (southern grasshopper mouse), 607 nucleotides long. RefSeq names its product hydrogen voltage gated channel 1 (gene Hvcn1). The coding region runs from base 305 to 607 and encodes 100 amino acids. The transcript has 4 exons. The record is from RefSeq and is a predicted model, not a curated record. Lineage: Eukaryota; Metazoa; Chordata; Mammalia; Rodentia; Cricetidae.
GUGUGCGCGAGUCUCUGCCCUGGAAGGAAAAGAAAGCUCAGCAGAUUGCAGUCAGUGGGUGUUACCAGGAUCCACCGCCCUAGCUCCGACAGACACCCACACACCGGUGGAGGAGAUAACAGUGUCUGUCCCCCCUCUUGAAGGUGGACAGAGCCAGCCAAGGAGGCGCAGCCCAACUCAGCAAGCCAGCAGACGCUGUUCACACUGACCUGUGAAGACAGAUUGCGAAGUGCACACUUGGUGACCGCAGGGUGACAGGUCAGCCGCCAGUUCUCUCAUUGUUGGAUCCGGAGACGACAGGAAAAUGACGUCCAAUGACCAAAAGGUCACUCGCAGAGCCAAGGUGGCUCCUGCCAAGAGGAUGAGCAGGUUCCUGAAGCACUUCACCGUGGUCGGGGACGACUACCACACGUGGAACAUCAACUACAAGAAGUGGGAGAAUGAGGAGGAGGAGGAGGAGCCGGCCCCCACGCCAGCAGAGGGGGAAGGCAGUGCCAUGGGCACAGAUGCUGAGGCUGGCCCAGUCCCCGCACCCAGGCCGACCCUGGACUUCAGGAACAGGCUGAGGAAGCUCUUCAGUUCCCACAGGUUUCAGGUAGGAGGCUGA